AUGCUUACUACUGACUGGAAACAAUUGGCCUCUCAGGCCACAGCCAUCUACGACAAAUCUUUGGAGAAAACCUUGCAGUUAUUUCCACUUGCACCCGAUACUGUCAAGAUAUUAGAAUCGCUUCCCAGUGCCAGAGGUCGGGAUGUUACUGACUUUGGAAGCCCUGCCCCAGUGCCAAUUGACGUAUAUAGGGAGAAGGUCCCCAGUGAAGUUUUGGAAAUCACAGAAAAGGACCCGUAUUUGUUACUCCAAGACUUGAAGGCUGGCAAAAUCUCUGCAGUGAAGGUUCUCACGGCAUACUUCCAUGCGGCCAUUUUCGCAUCCAAACUUGUCAACUGUGUCUAUGAGUUUUUACCGGAGGAGGCACUUGAACUUGCCAAAGGAUUGGAUUCAGAGAAAAACUUUCUGUUGCCACUCUUUGGGUUGCCCGUUUCCAUCAAGGAGAUGAUCCCUUUCAAGGGCAGAUCUGUCACACACGGCUCGUUGUGCUAUUUGGACAGAGUAGUGGACUACAAUGCCGAUAUCGUCAAUAUAGUAAUUUCCAAUGGAGCAAUUCCGUUCGUAAGAACAACUAACCCACAGUCUCUCAUGAUGUUGGAGUGUGAGUCGUUCACCCAUGGCAGAACAGUCAAUCCAUACAACUCGCUGUUGACCAGCGGAGGAAGUAGUGGAGGAGAAGGUGCCAUCAACGGAAUUGGAGCUUCAGCAUUGGGUUUUGGCUCAGAUAUUGGUGGCAGUAUUCGGUGUCCUAGCAGUUUCAAUGGUAUCUACGGCAUGAGGACUACCGUGGGCCGGCUUCCCACUGCAGACUACUUCUCGUGUCAAAUGGGUUCUGAGUCCAUCUUAUCGGUGACGGGACCUAUGACCAGAUCAUUGAAGUUGUUGAAUUUGGUGAUGGAUGUAAUGUUAUCUGCCAGACCAUGGUUGGUGGAUCCCACAUUGGCCUCCAUAGACUGGAAGCCAACCACUACCAAAAAGUUGAAGAUCGGGAUCUUGAACUACGACGGUGUGGUGAUGCCACAACCACCGAUUAAACGUGCUUUGGACAUUGUAAGGCUGAGAUUGCUGAGUAUUGAUAAUGUGGAAGUGAUUGAAUUCAAGCCCUAUGACCAUGCCAAGGCAUGGGAGAUCAUCUCCACUUUAUACUUCGAAGAUGGAGGUGUUGACACCAAACGUACUCUCGAAAGCACGGGUGAACCUCUAUGUCCUCAAACAGCAUGGGUUGUAGAGGGCCGAAAUGUCAAGCCAUUGGCGAUGCAUGAGCAGUGGCAUUGGAACCUCGAGAAGCAAAAGUACAGAAAAGCUUAUUUGGCCCAUUGGGUGAAGUCGGGACUUCCUGAUGCAGUGAUUGCACCCGUGUUCCCUGGUCCACCAGCCAAACACAGAACAGCCAAAUACUGGGGCUACACAUCUCAGUGGAACUUGUUGGACUAUCCAGCUUUGGUGUUUCCUGUGACCAAGGUCGAUGUUGAGCUUGAUAAACCAGUGGAGUACGAACCUACCAAUGAAAUGGAUGAAUUUAUCUACAAAGAGUAUGACAGUGCUGAGCUGUUUUCUAAUGCCCCUGUGAAUCUCUGUGCGGUUGGGUUGCGAAACACAGAAGAGAAAUUGGUUGAGGUAGUCAAGCUCUUAAUUUGA
This is a messenger RNA of Sungouiella intermedia, 1638 nucleotides long. Lineage: Eukaryota; Fungi; Ascomycota; Pichiomycetes; Serinales; Metschnikowiaceae. The record is from the annotation of a GenBank genome assembly.